Messenger RNA from Hyalella azteca, 10368 nucleotides. RefSeq lists its product as uncharacterized. The coding region runs from base 143 to 10318 and encodes 3391 amino acids. The record is from RefSeq and is a predicted model, not a curated record. The transcript is spliced from 3 exons. NCBI's taxonomy places the organism in Eukaryota, Metazoa, Arthropoda, Malacostraca, Amphipoda, Hyalellidae.
CUCGCAAGCUCCACCAAAUCAAACGAUUCAAUUUUCUGCUUUUAAUCAAGAAAACAAAGUUGAGCUCACUAAUGGUAUCCAAAUUACGCUUCCAGCUUUUUCUUCUUCACAGUGUCUAAUUUCAAGGAGCACACCUUCUUCCAUGACUCCGAUUGCACAUGAUAUGUCGGAUGCUACCGUUAACACUGCGAAUUCGCAGCAGAGCCCCAUCACACCAGCCAUAACUGUGUUGAACUCCGCACCAGUUGUAACUAUUCCCACAAAAACGUUUUCCAAAGCUACAGAGAAAAAUGAACUACAAUUACUUGCGACUGAUGUAGAUUCGAGUGAACAAGGUCUAAGUUUUUUGACAAAGCCAGUCGUUCUCCCAGGUGAACCACAACUUAUCCCUGAUUCGGUGAGUUUUUCGAUUGUGACGACUACAAAUUCCGCAAACGUACCUUCAGAACUGACAGCUCUAUCAACUUCAACUGCUUGUACAAAUGCCAAUGCAUUGAUUAUUCCUGUCAAUAACCUAGACACCGAUUUUUCUGUUACCCAAAGCACUUCUGUCAUUCAACCCGUUCUUCUGCCAUCUCUGAGCACAUCCGUACCUUCUCUGGAUAUUCUCUCCAGUGCUAACGUCGCGUACUGUUCCACGGCAGUGAUUUAUCCAACAUCUUCUUUGUCAACCGCAUCGCUUAGUACAAAUUCGUCUCUUACCUGCACGACUUCAAUGUUGCCGACGGUUGAUGGCGGUGCAUUAUCCCACGAACGCAAUGUGUCAACAAUUUCUGGACACCAACUCAUGCCCAUGACAAGCUCAUGUGAAAUACCUCUGAUAGUUUCUACUUCCACAAAUACGUCAUCUCUUACCCCUCAAAAUAUUAGCCAACCGCUCACUGUACCCAAUUUUUCCUGUCAGACACCUAUGGUUGCCUCGAUUACCCUCGGACCUCAUCAGUCGCUUCCCGUCGUUUCAUGUUCACAACCGCUCCUUAUCCAACUCCAGCCUUCUGGGAUGCCUGUAUUUCCCGAUAGUAUUGCACCAAUAAGAGAACAAAAUGUUCCUAAUCUUUCAAAGACGCAUGCCUCGUAUCCCCAACAAACUCCAAGUAUAAAUCCGAUGCCUUGUGUACCGGUCGCGGCUCAUCUUCAGUCGGUUGAUACAAAUAGCAGUAACAAUUGCAUUCUACCAAUACGCAGUAUCAGCACCUCCAAUGCUUAUAACAGUGGAGUUGAUUCGCAUCACGGUCCUACAGUAAUGUCACAACUAUUACCUUUGAGUGCAACAGCUCCUGCAACUUGCUUGAAGGUCUCUGUUGGGAGCUCUGUUGGUGGAGGUUUGAAUGUCCCACUUCCAGGAUUUAUCAAUCCUGUUGAUAUGAACGUGACGCGUUAUCAAAUAAGCGCAUCGCUACCUAACCCCGUAGUCAAUGACGCUCCUAGAUCUGAACGGUUUUCUUCGAAUAACGUUGGACAAACGACGUCUUCACAUCCUCCUCCAAUUAGUUUUCUUCAUGCUGCUCUGAUGGCUCCAAAGAAUGAAACGACAUUGGCGCCGAAUAACCAGCAAAAAAGUGCUAAAACCAACGCUGAAACACCUGCUAUUCAAACCACUGCUGUCCAUGGCCAAGUAACUCUGACAAGUUCCGUGAAUAGUCAAAUAACAUCGAAUAAUUCGGUAAGUUCUAUUGGAAAUAUUGAUAAUGGAAUUUCACUGGACAUUGGUUGCCCGACAUCAAAUAAUAUCACAAUCGAAGAACUGCUGUCCCAAACAGAUGCUCCCAAAUCAGUUCCUGGCACCUGUGGUUCAAUAAAUGCCACAAGGCCGAAAGAUGGCCCUCGAGGGCCUUCAUCUUCCAGUGAUGCAAGCCACGAUUUGAUGCGCGCACCUCACGAUGUUCCCCUUCUCCCGCAACUGAGCGUCGAUAAUUCUUCGACCGUUAACAUGAAAUCCAUGGAAAGAAACUUCCCCUGCACUGAACUAAAUAAUCAGUUUCAUAGUUCCCCAUCGAAUGUAACUCGUCUUGCUCCGCCUCAGAAUCAUUUUGAACGCACUCCUAUAACUUGUGAAAAACUAGACUUCCUGUCGGAAUUGACCCUGGCCAAAAUUACUGCUGCUCCUUCUGUAUCUCAAACUAACUCCGUGCUUCGUAUUGGACUUUUGUCAGAGGAAGAGCAACGUUUAGAAGCCCGUCGCUUACGAGAGGCGGAAGAAAAGUACAAGGAAGAUAAAAAGAAAUCUAGCCAUCAAAAUAUUUUGAGCCCAAUUGAUAGUCGACCUCCCAGUCAGCUCCAUGCUUUAUUGCAAGAUCAAACUAGAAAUAGAGAAUUCCCAACAAAUCCUGGCAUGUCGACUUCGCUUGAAAAUUUUAGGUCAGAAAUUCAGCAAAAUUUGAAUGAACGCGAUCAGAAUACUUUUUGUGAAAGGAAACAGCUUUUUGUUCAGCAAAAAAUUGUACAAGAGGAUCAAUCUAAAAAACUACUUGAAGAUUCUAAACAUCGAGGUAAUAUUUUAUUAGAAAAUGCGCCAGCUUGCGAUGGAAAAGCCCUGAUUGAUCGGGAACCUAAUAGCUGCAAAAGUGCUCAAGAUGUUUGUGGAAGAGAAAGCCAAUGUCCUCAAGGAAUUGACAGGAAAGGAAGAGAAGAAAUUGAAAGUUCAAAAAGGAGCGAAAUAUUUCAAAAAACCCCUGAAAAUCGGAGUGUCGCAGAACAAUAUAAAACGGACAGACUUAGAAUCGAAAGUGCGAAAGUAGAUUAUCCAGCAAUGGAUCUAUAUCGUAUUCCCGAAAUUUCAAGGCCAGCUCAACAAUUCACAAGAGAUGGCAUUUUAAACCGUGAAAAAGCUGGGCGGGAGCUGGAUGGACUGCCAGAACCAAAUAAAAGAGACAAUUUUCAGGUUCAAAGCAUUGCCCGUGAGUGUUCGCAAAAAGGAAUUUAUUUUCCAGUGAACAACGACGCAAUGAAUAAGCUCUCAGACUCAGUUGUGGAGCAUAGUAAUCUCAAUCCGAUCGAUCGGGCUGCAAGAGAAAUGGGUGUAGCUGAAAGAAAGCAGGUGGAUCAACGUGGUAUUUGCCAAAAUUUUUUUAAUCGCCCUAAAUCAAAUUUCGAGCACCAAUCGUCCUUUCAACAUAGCAUGGCAGAGCAACGCCCACCGUUUCAUGCUAAUCGACCAUGGUCAACUUCUCCCUAUCAAGUACCUCCAUUACGCUCAGGUUUACAUCCAAGUCUGAAAUUAUUACACCAGCAAAACACGCCUCAACCUCCUCCAAUCGAUAGGAAUACCAGUUUUCUAGGUCCAGCAGGAUUCAAACAAGGCCAUGCAUUCCCGCCUGGUCGAGAUCUAUUGGUAAGUCAAAUACGACAUCCAGCACCUGAAGGACGAUUCCCACUUCCGACCGGUUUCCGACCAUCUACAGCUGAAAUGUCUGGAGGCAAUGUAAUUCGAAUGGGAACCCAAUUUUUAGAUAUCAAUCAACAUGGCAUUUCUGCAUCUUAUUCCAGACCCGUGAGGAUGGCUAACACUGGAAAUAAUCAUCACAUUCAUCAUCUCCUUGGCGAGCCAAGGGAUCCGGCCCGUGGAACUGUUCCCAAUCAGCCAACGAUCGUUUCAAGUAGUGCUGACAUGCCACCUAGUGUCAGUAGAGAAUUAUUUUCAAGGCAUUUGUUGGCGAACGCAUCAUCUGUCAUCGAUUCUCCCGUGGGAUGGAAAGAUUCUUCUCAGUACCGAAAAUACAUCAGCAGAAACGCUGAUAGCUCCUCUUUGAUCCCAGAUGUUUCAUCAGUGCCAGUUUUCCCUAGAAAUGUAGGUUUCGACCCAAAAAAGAAUGAAACUCCUCGUGCAGAAAUGGCCCAACCAGCUAAUUUCAACACUGUUCGGUCAGCUUCAAGUAAUUUAUAUGCACACCCAGAGCAUCCUUCUCAGAAAUAUUCUGUUAAUAACUCACCUGACGGUAAUCCUCAAACUUCACCACUUUCACUCGUCAUGAGCACUAAGCAAUUGGCUGUUCCGAACUGCUCCUAUAACAGAUCUACGGAACUGUUAAGGUCCCUUAAGCAAACAGAGUUUUCUGUGGAAGCUAGCUCAAAUUUGAAUUUGUAUUCCGAUGAACGUUCUAAUCCCUCACGAACACACCUGCCCUUUAUGUCGUAUCCUGCAUCAGCUAGUGUAAAUACUCAACCCCCACCCUGUCCGCAAGGUAUCUCACCAGAUAUAACUCCUGUAUGUUGUGCACCUGUUCAAUCGUCAUACGCCUCAAAUCGUAGACAAAGUGUUAAUGAUACUUACCUCAUAAUGGAGAAGAUUAAUCAGGAGUGUAAUUUCGAGAAUAAGAAUCGGUCAACGCCAAAUAAUUUGGAUGAUAGGAGUACUGCUAACACCAGUUUUUCUACGUCCGUGCCUCCUAAUCAGGUUGGUACACCAGCCAGUGAGAAAUCGACUGUAAUAAUACCGUGUCCUCCCUCAAGCAGCUGGCUGCAGUUCUCAGCUCCUGGAAAAGACCUUUUGAAUGGAGGAUCUACUAGUCUAUACAAUCCUGGACAUCAGCCGGCUAAUCAUAAUUUACACAAACCUGUUUCUCCUGAGGAUAGCCCCAUUAAUGUGGUCGAUGAUGCUCCGGAUCCACUAUUUCCCAAUCCUGAGUUCAACAUCCCUUCCCUGAAUCCCCCCCUUGUGUCACCUAAACUCAAAGAACUGUCCGUCUUAGAAGGUCUCGGAAAGAAAGUUGCUUCCCAAUUAACGUUUUCGAAAGAACAACGGGAAACUCGAACCGUUGCACCAGUUCCCGGUAAAGCUUUAGAAAGUGAUUUAGCUUUGAGGCUAGGUCCUGACGGAACGUUUUUAGAAUCUCAAGGCCAUCCUGAGGAGUCGAGUCGACUUAGAAAAUUCUUGAAGCGUUAUCAGAGAGUAUCUGUUGAUCAACCUCGUUCGGAAAGCCACUCUUCGUUCUGUUCCGACGCAACUCCAUUCCAAGAAAAUUUUCCAUUCUUGAAAAAUUUGGAUGAUAUUGCUAAUCAAGAGAGAAACGAUUUCUCCGUUGAAAGCUUUGAACAAGCACAUUUAAAUUUAGAAAAUGAAUCGACGAGAAAUAAUGGGGUGCCAUCUGACUCAAGAAGCUUUACAACACUUGCUGAACGCCACAUUCGCAGUGAAACCGCUAAACUGGAUUCAGUCCAUCAGGCAGAUCUUGAUAUCACGGAAAAAGAUCUGACAACCACCGAAGGAAGUGUGGUCGAAUCACUAGCGCAGUGUCCACGAGUUAGGGAUGUUGCUCAGAGUGAUCAUUUCCUCAUAAAUCCUCCUCCGCUUGAAAUUUCUUCGACAGCACCUCAAUCGACUUUCACCGAAACUUCUGAAUCUGGAAUGAGAUUUGAUCGUUCGAUAAGUAGCAUACCAGUGAGUAUUGUGGAUUUCAAUGACGGCUCAGGGUUUGGAUCACAGUCGUCUAAUUGUGUCUCCAAGGUUUCAUACUCGGCUAAUCAGGUGUCGGAUUGCAUCGACACAUUCGCAUCAACCCAGCUUGUCCAAGCGAACUCGCAUUCUGCCAAUGAAACUAUUGUUGACUUGCCCUCAGAAAAUCUGAUUGAUGCUAAAUCAGCUACGAUGCUCAGUAGGGGCUCAGUAAUAUCAGAAGCCCUGUCCUCGUCGUCUACCAACAAUAAUUUAUCCGCCAUCAAUUCAUCUGACUCACCAUCUUCUUUCUCUGCAUCAAUUCUUGACCCCCCUAUUUUUCAAACUGAGACUCGAAUCGAUCAUCUUACACAAACUUCUGAAUCUAAUACAGUUAAGCCUGUUCAAGAUGCGUCAUGUGAGAACGCCAAAAGUAGUAAAAACUCCAUUUUAGGGCCUUUAUCCGCAAUUCUCUUAAAAGAUGAGGCUUUAAUUUUGAACGACGAUAGCGAUGCCGAUUCGUCUUGCAACCUCAAAAUGAGUCGAAUAUUAGGAAGAAGACGCCACAGCACAUCCAGUCAUAGUAGCAAAUCCCCAGGGUGCGAUUCGCGAGCUUUGUCCCCAGCUGUUUCGCAGUUUUCACUCUCUCCCAAAGAAGGUAAUGAAACUGAAUUAGACUUGCACGAAAAAUCGAAAUUGAUCCAUCUCUCUGACGCUUGUCCACAGAAUAAAGAAGACAAGGAAUCUCAUCAACUUGCACAGUCUAAUAAUGAUGUUUGCGAUGGUAAUAAUGAAACCGAUGCGAAUGAAACAGUUCCUAGUGGAGGCUCAAUAAUUACUGGAACCGCGUCAACGUUUCAGCAACUCGAAUCCAACGAGAAAACACAAUCCUAUUAUUCCGAAACGUUUCCUGUACCCCUCUCUGAAGGCUAUAUUGACGCAGGAACAAUAAAUGACAAUGGUCCUCUGAAAACUAUCGAGUUGUCGUCAAUCAAAGAAACUGAAGUGAACGUGUCUCCAAAAUCUCCGCAUUUACCAUCUGCUGAUUUACAGAGAAGCGAAAGUAUAUCUAAUGAAGGACCCAUUGCAGAAAGUGCGUCUUGUGCUCCAACAUUGAAUCCAUCUCAACCCUCAUCAGAUGUGGACACUAGUUCACUUUUAGAAAAUGUUGGGAUUGUGAAUGAACUCAAACAUACUCUCAAAACUCCCACUAAAGCUAGUAUCAAAGAAUUUCCGGAAGAUUUUCCAAUUAUUUCUGUUGAAGCUAAGUCCGCCAACCUUGUUAAAAGCAGAAAUAAGUCUAAAAAAACGAAUGUUAAGUCCAGAAAGCCCCCUAAAAAGAAAACUUACCUAGUAAGUGAUCUGCCCGAGCAAAUUGCUCAAAGAACAACUCGGUCCACUAGAGCUGCAGCGAAAGUAUCUUAUACAGAGUUUUUCGACAACGAACCUCCCACGCCAGUUUGUCCUCCAGUUCUUGAACACAUUGAAGCUGGAACAAUUACAAGCAAUGUUCGAGAUCAUAUUCGUCUGAUGCAAAAUCCUUCCAAAAAGAAGCGUGGGCGACCAAAGAAAAUUGUAUCAAAUCAACCCCCUGCUCCUACUUCAGCAAAGUAUUUAUUGGAGGGCCCACCAUUGCCAACGGAAAUUCAAAUCGUUACCUCUUCUACGAAUCCUACCUCAGCACUACAAUUACAUGAACAGUCUUCCAAUAAUUUUGCAAAUUCAAUAUCUAGUGAACCGGCUUCGAAGCCUGCAGACGCAAGCUUCAAAUUACCGUUACACAAACCUCUCAAGCUCACAAUCAAGCGAACACUUAAAGGAGCAGAAGUGAAGUACACUUCGACAAACGACGAGACUAUAUUGCACUCGCACGGUACUAAAAAUGCCUGGCAACGCGAUGAAUGCGAGAGUCGAAUUUUAUUACCGAGGAAUCCGCGAGAUCCUUUAGGCAUCAACGACCUGAGUGAGUUCUCUUCUGUGGUCCCAACUCCUGAAAAUUUUGACACGGAUACCGAAAAUAUUCCCGUGGCUGAUCGACUUAAAAAUUUGAAACAGAGAAGAUCCAACAAGUCGCUUUUGAAAAUAUCGAGGAAAUUAGUGAAGCGUUCGAUUAGAACACCUGCUCAUGAUCCCAAUUACAGUUACCUCACUACACCAAACGCUACGCCGCUGCAUUUUUCCUCUGGUUAUGGAAGUUUCACUCCUGUGUACACUCCUCUUCAUCGAAUUAGCUACGAUGGCCCUGGAUCUACUCCGUUACGAAUUCAAGGAGGCGAUUUCAAAAUCCACCUGGUUAAAAAGCAUAAGCCAAGAUUGACGAUCGGCAACAAUCCUAAUAAUUCAAUAAAGAAAAUCAGGAAAAUCCGCAGAUCCCCCAAGAAGAAGAACCAAAAUGCAUUAUUCGUCAAUGAAAAAUCUAAAUCAAUCGAAGAAGGAAAUCUAUUCACAUCGUCAAACAGGAACUUCACCGUUGGUGAGGAGUGUCCUCGUCCAUUUUCCUGUGUAAAAGGUGGCCGAGACCAGGAGAACGAUGCUCUGGUAGGCGGAAAAACUAACACAGCGUUGGAAACGUCCAGCAACUUACCAUCCGAGAAAAAAUUUGUCUCGGAAGGACAAGCGAAUUCUCUCGAUGAAAAUUGCAAUGCGACGCAUACGAGUUUGGCUGCAGGGAAAGAUAAAAUAAUCCUGAAAAUACGUUUGCCAACCAAGUCGCCUGAAAUUGACAAAUCAAUUGCUUCGGUUUCCUUUACAGAAAGGAACAAUGUUUCGGUUCAACUGGUUCCUCCACAGGAACUACAUCCUCCAAAGCUACCGCCCCUUAUCAUCAAGAUGGGUCGUGUUCAGUAUACUGGCUCCUCUAUCACCACUGAAGAAAAUCAAAGUGACCCAUGCUCUAUAAGCAGAGGUUGUGAAGAGGUAUUAAAUUCAGAAAAUGCUAGAAUUCAUGAAACAUCUGCUCAAGAAGAAACGAUUGCAACACCUCCAACCGAUGAUAUUCGAGUUCCUUUCCAGAUCAAUUCAGCGACUGCUGUUCAAAGAAAAGUAAGUCUACCUCUAAAAGCGGAGCUGAAGAAUCAAAGAGCUUCACUGAGACAAUCCGCUCCUUUGGAAGAAAACAAUGUCUGCAUCAUAGACAGUUCAACUGUUUGCGAUGUAAACAAGAAACUUGCUCCACUUUCUCAGUUAACUUGCAAUAAUAAUGAAGCGAUCCCACAACGUGAAAUUCCAACUCUCAACGCACGGCCCCUGGACAGUAUUGAAAAAGAAUUAGCAGCAAUUGUUGGAGACCCUUAUUUGACACCAAGGCAUGAAAUUCAAUCUACCUGCUGUGUGAGCACUUCUCAAAAAACAACAGGUACUCCAGACAUUUUGCACAGCCAAAAGAAAGAUACUUCUUCUGAAAUGGAUAAUUUUGAGUUACACUUAGCAGCCAUUGAUGAUUCUCAUGUUCGUACGAAGGAUGGCUUGCACCGUCAAAAGGCAAAACUGGUAGCAAUUCUUUUAGAUAAAACAACCGAGUAUGCAAACUCUCAACUGCCUUCUUGUGACCAUGAAUGUAGGAUCCAAGCGCAGGAACUCCGUUCUUUCGAUGUAGUAAAUACAACAACUUCAACCAGCAAUGCAAUGGUUUCAGGUUCAAGAAACUCCAUUCCGGAAGCAAUUGUCCUUCCGAAGAAUUCUGAUCAUAUGUCAGUGACAGAAAACACAACCCUAAAUACUCUACGGCAAGAAAAUGAAAUUUCUCAAAAUGCUCUCGCCACUCCAGUGGCUGAUUUCAAACUGCAUAACGACCCUAAAGUGGUUGUUCAAAAUUUGAGCUCAAAUGAAAUCAAUUCUCUUCAAAAUCGUAUGCAAAUAACUCCCGAAAUGGAACAUAAAAAGCUUCCUCAAUCACCUCCAAAGUUGCGAAAUAAGAAUAAUGUCCCUCAGAAAGAUGUUCCAUCUGAAAAAGAAUUCUCGAGAGCAACGAAGAGGAUUUUCACUGACGGUGAGGUAGAAUCUAGUAGACGAUCUUCAUGCCCUGGCAAAAUCCGAAAAAUAAUGGCUGAAAGAGACCGUCAAAGGGAACUUGGGACUCACAAUGAGUAUGAAUUUCGCGAAGAAACUGAAAUUGUGUCGGUCAGUGGUGAGUCUUCCAGUGACCUUAGUUUACAGGUUAGAGAUAUAGGACUUGCUAAUUCCAUCAGAGAAAACAUGCCCGAUUCCAAUAAGACGGUUAAAACUAAUCGAACUGUAAGCACAUCAUUGGCAAGUAACUCUCAGAUUCUAAAAACCCAAAGUAAAAAGAGAAAAUCUGAUUUGCCCGGCCCUAAUUCAGAUGUCAACUCGCAGGCUUCCGAACGUCAAUCAAACUUAGAUAACUCAGAGAAAAAAUCUCCUAGGAAGAGAAGAAGAAUAUGUUCGAUCAAAAGUGAUAUAAAAUUGAAAAUGAAAUCAAAACUACCCGAGAGUAAUUUGGACGUAUUACCCGUUGCCAAGCCAUUGGAAGGGAAAUCGGUUUUCAACUCAGGGGGUUCGGUAUCUGUGCCUCCGUGUGAUCUGGAAGUUUGUAGUGCUGCAUCAAUUAAUGUAGAUCAGGACAAUAUUUCUCGUAGCAAUCGUGAUGAUAGUCUGAGAACUGAGAGUGGAAAUGUGGCGUCGACACCCGCAAACAACUGCACAAGUUGUUCGCCUUCGUUGGGACAUCAAUGGGCUUUCCAGUUGGGAGAUUCUAUCGAUGAAAACGCUACCGAUUACAAGGAUUCAUUGUUUAACUUGAGUUACAUGACACCUCGGCCCGAUUGCGGUGAAAACAACUUCCUCCCGGUAUCUGGAUCUCUGGGGCAAACUCCCAACUAUCGAAGCUCUCCUGGCUCCCCCGCCUCUGCUGCGGCAGAAGCUCCAAUGGAAGACACUUCAGCUAGCGAACGCAGACUGCCUCGCUUACAGAUCCAUGGAAGGUGCUAGUCGACGAUCUUUUGGCUCUUUUCCUUCGUUCCCCUCGGAGGUUUCCCUAA